AUGUUAUCGAAUCAUUUGCAGAAUAGUAUUGAGACGGUGAAUGUGGCAUGGUCGCGGCUGCCAUCCGCGGAGGAAGAUGGGGAUGACGACGAGGUGGGAACCUCGAAGAAGAUCGAAGGCAGCUCCGUAGAGAGUCUCGACUAUGAAGUCAUCGAAAAUCAUGCCUAUCGACGGGAACAGGCUAAGAAAGGGAAACUUUAUGUAGGAGGGUAUUUGAUCGUGAUGAAGUGGUUCUUUUCCUUAUUAAUUGGAAUUGGUACUGGACUUGUGGCUGUUUUCAUCAACAUGUCUGUUGAAAACUUUGCAGGAUGGAAAUACUCAUUGACGUUUCAAAUAAUUCAGAAUUCCUACUUCGUUGGAUUUCUAGUGUAUACAUUGAUCAACUUGGUUCUAGUAUUUUCUUCAGUAUAUAUUAUCACACAUUUUGCUCCAGCUGCAGCAGGAUCUGGGAUUCCUGAAAUUAAGGGUUACUUAAAUGGAAUUGACACACAUGGUAUCCUCCUCUUUAGAACCUUAAUUGGGAAGAUUUUUGGAAGCAUAGGUUCAGUGGGAAGUGGUCUAGCCCUUGGCAAAGAAGGCCCUCUUGUACACAUUGGUGCCUGUAUUGCUUCUUUGCUUGGACAAGGUGGCUCAACAAAAUAUCAUUUGAGUUUGCGGUGGCUACAAGUAUUAAACAAUGAACGGGAUCGUCGGGAUCUUGUAACCUGUGGAUGUGCAGCAGGAGUUGCUGCAGCUUUUAGAGCUCCAGUUGGUGGUGUAUUAUUUGCCCUUGAAGAAGUUACGUCUUGGUGGAGGAGUCAACUCAUGUGGCGUGUCUUCUUUACCUCUGCCAUUGUAGCUGUUGUUGUUCGUACGGCAAUGGGAUGGUGCAAGAGUGGAAAAUGUGGCCAUUUUGGCUCUGGAGGCUUCAUUAUAUGGGACAUUUCAGGAGGUCAAGAGGACUACUCCUUUGAGGAAUUAUUGCCAAUGGCAGUUAUUGGUGUUAUUGGAGGCCUUCUUGGAGCCCUCUUUAAUCAACUUACUCUUUUUAUUUCCCACUGGCGUCGAAAUUAUUUGCACAGAAAAGGAAUUCGUAUCAAAAUUAUUGAAGCCUGUGUUAUCUCAGUGAUAACUUCAGUUAUUUCAUUUGGGUUACCAUUGUUUAGAAGAUGCACUCCCUGCCCUGAUCCUGAUGUCAACUCAAGCAUCGAAUGUCCACGUGCACCAGGAAUGUAUGGAAAUUACGUAAAUUUUCAUUGUCAGAACAGCAAUGAGUACAAUGACCUUGCAACUAUAUUCUUCAACACACAGGAUGAUGCUAUAAGAAAUUUAUUUAGUGCAAAGACAGUUCAUGAGUUCAGUGCUCAAAGUCUCCUGACAUUUCUGGUAAUGUUUUACACCUUAGCAGUGGUAACAUAUGGUACUGCUGUUCCAGCUGGUCAGUUUGUUCCUGGCAUAAUGAUAGGAUCAACUUAUGGACGCCUUGUUGGCAUGUUUGUUGUUAGCUUUUAUAGGAAGCUUAACAUUGAAGAGGGAACGUAUGCUCUUCUUGGUGCAGCAUCUUUUCUUGGAGGUUCAAUGAGGAUGACCGUGUCUCUCUGUGUCAUUAUGGUGGAAAUUUCAAAUAAUUUGACUUUCCUACCUCUGAUCAUGCUUGUCCUCCUCAUAUCAAAGGCUGUUGGUGAUGUUUUCAAUGAAGGGUUUUAUGAAGAGCAUGCAAGAUUAAGGGGCAUUCCACUACUUGAGUCAAAGCCAAAAUACCACAUGCGCUAUGUGACAGCAAAGGAGGCAUCUGGGAAUCAAAAGGUUAUCUAUUUUCCCCGUGUUGUCAGGGUUGCAGAUAUAGUUUCCAUCUUAAGGAGCAAUAAGCACAAUGGUUUCCCUGUUAUUGAUCAUACAAGGAGUGGAGAGACACUUGUCAUUGGACUAAUACUACGAAGUCAUUUAUUGGUACUUCUGCAAUCAAAGGUUGAUUUUCAACAUAGCCCUUUGUGCAGUGAUGUAAGAAGCGGUUCUUUACCAAUGAGACACAACCUCUGCGAUUUUGUGAAACCUGUCUCUAGUAAAGGAAUAUGUAUAAAUGAUAUUCAUCUCACUCAAGAUGAUCUGGAAAUGUACAUUGACCUUUCCCCAUUUGUGAACCCAUCUCCAUAUAUUGUGCCUGAAGACAUGUCAUUAACUAAGGUAUACAAUCUGUUUCGUCAACUAGGUCUGAGACACAUAUUUGUUGUUCCGCAUGCCUCCCGUGUUGUGGGCAUGAUUACGCGGAAAGAUCUAUUGCUAGAGGAUAAUGAUGAUUCAGCAAUAGUUGAGCUCCAAUCCACUAGUGUAAGAGGUUUGCAAGGUAGAAGGAGACAAAUUAUGAUGGGAGGUUCAGAUACAGAUACUGGACAGCCCCUACUUGAUUAGUGAUCAUAACAAAGCAUCUUCUAGCUUGUCCUUACCUCAAUUUUGGUUGAAAUGAGUUGCCAUUCCUUCUCUUUUCUGUUAAUUCAUUAAUCCCAGGUUAGGUGGUGUUGUUUAUUAACUGUUUGAAUUUGUAAAAUGUCAUUAUAUAUUUUGUUGUGAGUAAUGAGUAUUCCUUUUCAAUGACUA
Molecule: messenger RNA, 2574 nt
Organism: Ipomoea nil (Japanese morning glory)
Lineage: Eukaryota; Viridiplantae; Streptophyta; Magnoliopsida; Solanales; Convolvulaceae
Product: chloride channel protein CLC-d-like
Exons: 23
Coding region: 1-2388 (795 amino acids)
Biological process (GO): transmembrane transport; chloride transport
Cellular component (GO): intracellular membrane-bounded organelle; membrane
Molecular function (GO): voltage-gated chloride channel activity
Source: RefSeq, a predicted model, not a curated record